AGCUAGCCAGCUAGCCGCUGUAAAGGCAACCAUAGCUCUUUAAAAACAUACCACUGAACAUGACAGGGUCUCCUGGAUGAUAUAUUUCAUCCAGGAAACACAAGAAACUGCCUUAAUGGAACGCUUGUUCGGCGUGUUUUACGACGCGAUGGCCAGCUAGCAGGCGGUCCCAAAGCUAGCUUGUCGGCUAGCCGGGGUAGGAGCUUCUGAGACCCUCAUCUAAUCUCGGCUUUUUUCGGCCUUUUUUAAAAUUAGUUUCCGUGUCAUUCCAAGUUUAUUUUAAACGACGUUUUAUAUUUAUGUUUGUUAGUUUAAAUGACCAAUUAAGUGUUUUUCUUUUUGAAUAUGUAGGUCAAUGAACCCGACCAAUGAUAGUUAUUUGGGUCAUCCUCGGGUAUUAGCAGGAACAGCUGGUUAGCCCAGUGGCUAGCUGUUUUUAUUUAUCAGUCAUCUUUAACGAAAAACACAAUAACUUGGAUGCACAUGUUUGUAUGAGUAGAUAUAACUCUGUAGUCUGUGUUUAUGAGGUUAUCAUCGAGUGGAACAUUUAUUUUAAUAGUUUGGAGUCGUCGCUUCACCAUCGUUAGCCAACUGAGCUAGCCGGAUCCUGUUAGCAUCCGAGCAGCUUCACUAAUUAACAAGGAAACGCGUGGAUCAUGCUGAGUUAGGAAUUGUCUCCUCAGCGCCUAGCCGGUUACGUGCAGACAAAGUGUUUCUGGGGGUUUGGUGAGAGAAGGGAUGGCAUUUCACGGUGCCGGCCGGCAGACCGUUGGAGAUUUGUUCCCGGGCUCUGAGCUGGGCCACAAGUAUUUCUGUGUCAAUUCAUCGUGCGGAGCCCCGUCCACCGGCCUCAGCGCCACGCCGUGCCUGACCGGACCCACCGCCCCAGCCGGGACGCCCCGCCACCCCACAGCUCUUGGGGGGAGCGCAGGGGGAGGGGCGGCGGUGCCUCAGCCCUACAGCAACCCAGCCAGCGAGGUGCCCAGCCCCGCUGAGAUGGAGCCGGACCGCCCCAUCGGUUAUGGAGCCUUCGGCGUUGUCUGGGCUGUUACGGAUCCACGUGACGGUCGGAAGGUGGCGUUGAAGAAGAUGCCCAAUGUCUUCCAGAACCUGGUGUCCUGUAAGAGGGUCUUCAGAGAGCUCAGGAUGCUCUGCUUCUUCAAACACGACAACGUUUUGUCCGCUCUGGACAUUUUGCAGCCUCCACAAAUCGACUGCUUUGAGGAAAUCUACGUGAUCACGGAGCUGAUGCAGAGCGACCUGCACAAAGUGAUCGUGUCUCCGCAGCCGCUCACCACCGACCACAUCAAGGUCUUCCUCUAUCAGAUCCUCCGGGGUUUGAAGUACCUGCACUCUGCUGGGAUCCUGCACCGAGACAUCAAACCUGGAAACCUGCUUGUGAACAGCAACUGUCUGCUCAAGAUUUGUGACUUCGGCUUGGCGCGUGUGGAGGAGCCCGACCCGUCGCGUCACAUGACCCAGGAGGUGGUGACGCAGUACUACAGGGCCCCCGAGGUGCUGAUGGGCUGCAGACACUACGGCUCGGCCAUCGACGUCUGGUCCGUGGGCUGCAUCUUCGCCGAGCUGCUGGGCCGACGCAUCCUCUUCCAGGCUCAGAGCCCCAUCCAGCAGCUGGAUCUGAUCACAGACCUGCUGGGGACCCCUCCUCUGUCGGCCCUGUCUGCAGCCUGCGAGGGGGCCAAAGCCCACAUCCUGAGGGGGCCACACAAACCGCCGUCGCUGUCGGUGCUGUACAUGCUGUCUGACGGAGCCACACACGAGGCGGUGCACCUGCUCUGUCGGAUGCUGGUGUUCGACCCGGUUAGUCCCCACACUCUGUCAUUACUGAUUUCUGUGUGUUUUGCGUUCUUUACCCAGUCUCUGUGUUUUCACCUCCAGACUAAACGUAUCUCCGGCAGCGACGCCCUCUCCCACCCUUACCUGGACGAGGGGCGCUUGCGUUACCACACCUGCAUGUGCCAGUGCUGCUACUCGGUGCCGAGCGGGCGAGUUUACACCCGGGACUUUGAGCCGGUCGCCGAGCGGCCGUUCAGCCACAGCUACGAGAACAGCAUGCUGUCUGUGUGGCAGGGCAAAGAGUUAAUCCAUCGCUUCAUCACGGAGCACCAGCAGGGCAAGCGUGUGCCGCUGUGCAUCAACCCUCAGAGUGCUGCCUUCAAGACCUUCAUCAGGUCCACUGCAUGGCACUCCUCCAAGGUGUCCAGGAAGGAGGAGAGAUGAACGUCCUCCUCUUCCUCCCGGGGAGCGGCAGCAGAGUAUGAAAAAGGAUUUAAUCGCCCGUGAGAGUCCUGAAGAGUUUGGGUCUUUUCCUUUCAGCUGUUCCCCUGGCGAGAUGCAGACCCAAAGAAAACCUCCUGAAGAUCCUCAUUGCUUAUUUUACCUCCUUCAAAAUCGACAAAGUUUCAAAAUAUGAAAACUACUUCUUCACUUUUUUAAACGUCCCAAACAGGCGAGGCUUCGGGACUUUUCUUUUUCUCGGUGCUGAUAUGUAAAAAAAAAAGAAAAGCUGCUUGAGGAGGAAAAAGAAAGAGGAGCCGGUACGAGAGUGGAUUUUCCAUCUGUGUUAGUAGAGACUUUAAGGAAUAAUGGUUUUAAUGUUUGGUAGAUUUUUGAAGUCAUUCCAGCCCUGUGCAAUACGGAUUCAUUUGAACAAGCAACGGACUGAGGACACGGAGCGGAUUGCCUGCCCUGCGGAGUUUCAGACACUCCCGAUACGAGCGCGUACCGGAUCAGUGUUCCCGCCAAACGACAUCAUACAGCGCCACGUCCUUUUUUUUGGUUUUCUUUUGGAACUGCUGCGAGUCCAAGCCGCGUCAAUAAUGCAAACUAACAGAUGUAGCAGGUUCUCACCACAGUCAGUCCCUCGUGUUUCUCCACAUCUCAGCUCCGGUAGUGCUUUGAUCGCUAAGUUCUCUGUUUGUUCCACCUUAUGAAAGGAGCAGGGACUUUUUUCAUCAGUUUGAAGUAUUUGGUUGGAAAUUACGACAGGAAUAUUUAUGACAGUUAAUAAGGACCUUUGAGGGUUAAACUCAUACAUUUUCAAGGAAAGAAAAUCAAUUAAAGUCGGAAUUCGAAGGAAAAAAAUCUGAUUCCUGACGAACAAAUGCAGAAUUCUCUGAAUUUUGAGAUUAUAAAGUGUAAUCCCAGAAAAAGGACUUUUCACAUGGCCCUAAUCCUCUUCUGUUAAUAACCCUGGCUUUAUCAUUGUCACGUCAUUUUGUUUGCCUACAAUGGCCCUAAUACAUCGUCGUAGAUGCUCUGCAUAAAGAAAAAUGCCAAAUCGAUAUUUGGCUGACUUUUUUGUGUUCUUCCUGUCUUGUUUUAAUUUUCUCGCUGACCUCCUCUGUCCCGACUUUUUGCCCACCGGCAGAGAGAGAUUUUUUUCGUUGUCAUUUCUUAAUUUAUUGAGUGUUUGUUGAAGAGUGUGUGUCUCCACCUUUUUUAGUUUGAAGCGGUUUACCUCAAACCUCCGGAGAAAAGUGAACAGAACCUGAUGAGUGCAUACCUGUAAAGUGAAAGCCUCCCGUCAGAACUCAAACGUCAUUCCUCCAGAUUCUUCUUGUCUUUACCUCCACUUCGCCCCACCACUCUGAUUUUUUUUAGAGAGAGAAUUAUGUUUUCUGUGAAAUGCUGCUGUUUUUUUGUUUUCGUUUAUUUUAGUUUCAGGCUCGUUUUAUAGACUAUGAACUGUACAAAGCCACAUAAGGAUGCACCAGUAUUGAUCCUGGUAUUAUUAUCAGUAAAUAACAAUUUUUCUGAUUCUACACUGUAAGAAGUUCAGCAGAAGAUGUUAAUUAUAUCUUCAGAUCUAAUUGAGUUAAUUUUCUAACUGAUGGUUUUUACAUGUUUAACCCUUUAAUUACAAACUCAACAAAUCGCACUGAAAGUGAAAUGAACGUGCAUAUAUGUGAACCGUAAUGGCAAGAAAGGUGAAAUAUUAUUACAUUUUUAAAAACAGGCAGAUUUGUUUUAGUUUAUAUUACAUUUAAUAUGCCAACUCAAAUAAAUCAUAAUUUAGUUAUAACAGAAAAAAAGAUUAACAAGAUUAUUUUCUCAGAAAUCACAAGUCACCUCAACUACAUGGUUAAAACAAAUGUUACAAACAUUUGCAAUAUUAUAUAAGGUCACAAGUUUCUCUCAAAACUAAAAGUGUAAAUCAUGUUUACUUCCAUUAAAGUCUAUAUCUCACAUUAAAGGAGUUUUUCCUCAUAAUUACUGAAGUCUAUUUAUCCCUUACUUGUGAAAAUAGAAUCCGCAAAAAAAAGUUGCAUCCAAAAACUUUCUAAAACAAUUGUUCCCACAAUAUAACAAAUAAUGAUCUUGCACAAGACAGCAGGAUUGUUAUUCUCAAUGGUUUGAUUUCUCCUCUGAACAUCAGUAAUUCAAGUGCCCUGAUGUGUAGAUAAAGCAGAAAAACAUGUAAAAUCAUCAGUCGGAUCUUCUGGGUUCUGGUUCCCACCGUUGUCUGGCCCCUUUCUGACUUUAGGAACUUGUCCAGGAACUCUUUUUCUUUCUGGAAGGCACUCAGGAACAGCCUGCCACCUCACAGUUUGUCCCGUCACUUUUUUUUCAUUGUAAAGCUCCUGAAAAGACUAAAGGACUCUCCGGGUUUAGUUCCUGUUCUUCCUUAGUUUCUUUUUUUUUUUUUUUUUUUAAAGCUUUUAAAGCUUGUGGAUUUUUUUCUCCCCUGUCAUCUCCUUAACCUCCAGCAGGCUGCGGGACCCCCGGAGUCUCUUCUUCUCCAGGAUCACAGCGCCCCCCCUGAUUUGUAUAUCUGCAUGUGUAUAUUUAUUAUCCCAUGGAGAGCUUUUGGGUUUGAAUGCUGUGCAAUUGAUUUAAUGACGAAAACGUACAUUUUGUGGUAUUUUCUUUUUGUAUUUAAUUCAUCUUUAGGAAGUGAUUUUUAUUAGAAGUUUUUGUUUGUUGUGAUCUGAUUAGGUUUUUUACAAAAGCCAAAUGUUGAGAAAAUGUUUUGAUAAUUGUUCCCUAAAUACAUUUGAAGAGCGAGUUAACCUCAACACUAAAACGAUUAUUUUGAAAUGUAAGAAGCAACGCUUCAGUGUGAUAAACACAAACGUUGCCCUCAAAAUAAACACAUUAGUCAAGAGACAACCGUAUCAUUUAAGUCUUCAAAUGCACACCUAACCCCUUAAAAAACGGGUUCCCUUAAACCAAACCUUUAUCUUCUCUAAACUUUCCCACUUCAAUGUAACAUUCCUCCCUCAAUAUACAUUUUUUAAGUGCUUUAUUUUGUCAGAUAAACCCAAAGAAAACUCAAUUCAUAAAGACUCAAAACUAAUUCAAAAAACAUUUAGUCAUGUUUCUCGACUGAAAAUCAGAAAGGAUUUUCCCUUUGAGGUUCCCAAAAGUGUUAUUUUAAAUGACUAUUUGGUGUUUUAUUGUUUUUUAAAAUGAUGUUAUGUUUCUUAUAAUUUAACAGAAAAUAAUUGUAAUCACUGUAUUUGAUCAGAUAAACCCAAAGAUCAUUCAGUUUCUAGUGAUUUACACAAUUUGCCGAAGCUGGAAAUUGAGAACGUUUGACAUUUUUCUUGAUUACCUACUACUUUGUUGAUCCGAUAAUUAUUUCAACAUCGACAUUCAUAAAUACUAUAUUGAAAAUGCACAUUAUUAAUACAUUGAGGGAACACUUUGUUAAUCUGAAGCUCAAAUGUUUUACUUUAAGGAACAAUAGAUCAACGUUUUUCCCUUUUGGACUUUUCUUAUUUGACUUUUUUUUGUUUCUGUUGUGUAGAGGAAGUGUUUGAAACACACACCCUCCUGCACACUGUUCACAGAUCAGACGGACAGACGACUCGUCACCUUUAGACAUUAGACUUGUUUUUCUUCUAUGAAAAGAAACUUCAUGUUUUUAUUAUUAUAAAUAUGAGACUGAUGUUUGAAACUGAUGUUUUUUGUCUUUGUUUUAGCAACAAUAACAAAACGUAUUUUUGUUUUUUGACUUGUGUUCCCAACAAAUACUUGAAUUUCUUAAAAAAAAAAAAUGUUUAGAGUUAAAGUAGUGAAUGAUAAACAAAUAAAUGGACACUGGAUAAUAUUCCCUU
Messenger RNA from Notothenia coriiceps (black rockcod), 6083 nucleotides. RefSeq names its product nemo-like kinase, type 1 (gene nlk1). The coding region runs from base 739 to 2241 and encodes 500 amino acids. Gene Ontology annotation, molecular function: MAP kinase activity; ATP binding. Gene Ontology annotation, biological process: protein phosphorylation. The record is from RefSeq and is a predicted model, not a curated record. The transcript is spliced from 11 exons. NCBI's taxonomy places the organism in Eukaryota, Metazoa, Chordata, Actinopteri, Perciformes, Nototheniidae.